AUGACUUCUUAUUUAACAAGUCGGUCGAGCAUACUCUUAUAUCAAAAUUUGCUUCAUACUGUACAGGAAGAAAAGUGGGGGAAAGUUGCUUCUGCCUUUAAUGUAUCUAAGGAAAUGUCUUUUGCCUGUUGUUUUAGUUUGCAAGCCCAGUGGGAGGAUGUAAAGUUAUUCUGGAAUAAGGUUGGGUUUGAAAAAAUUGAAAAAAGCACACAGUUUUUGGAGAAGGAGGUUGACCUAGUUGAGGCAGAGCAACAGGUUCAGGCAACCAAAAAUGCCUCACAUCAGAUGAAUGUAAUUCAGAAUAUAUUUAUUGACAAGAGUCUUAAGAAGUGUGGUCAUGACUUGCAAACUGAUGAGGAAACUCUUAUAUGUUUAGAGCUUAUUAACCUUUAUGAAUUCCUUUAUGAAUUCCUUUGCUAUGACAAGUCAACAUUCAUUGAGGAUAUAGAUGAGAAAGAUGAUAAUAAUGACGUCAUAGCAAUUGAUGAUGUUGGAGACCUAUGCUUUGAGGAUAGAUAUCUGAAAAACGAGUAUAAGAUAGAAGAUAUUAAUAUGUCACAGUUAUUUCGACAGUAUCAAAAUACGUUAAUAAAGAUAGCAAAAAAUGAAAGUCUAUUCAUUGAAUCAAACGUACACGAAAUCUUGUCACUUUCUUCAAUCUUUUUGCUUGCUCCAGGUUCUCAUUCAAAUAUGAUGAUUGAUAUAUUUGGAUUUCCUUUACUCAAUGAAAUGCACCAACAAAUUGCUCCAACACGACAAAUAGAACUAAAUUCAGAGUGCGAGGCAAAAUUUAGAAAAGUGAUUAAGCAGGCGACUAAAGAAUCACAUUACAAAGCCAUAAAUUUGCUUCUAGCAGAACUUUCAAACAAUCGAAUUUUGGAUGAAAACUUGGGAUCUGUAGUCUUGAAAGGCCUGGAAAUUUUACCCAGUAAUAAGAUUAAAAAUGGAUUCACUUUUAAUGAAAACAAGUCAAGGAAGUUCAAGGGACGAGCUAAGCAACCAGAUUUUGUGAUCUCGAUUGUUCAUCAAUUUCAAAUGGUUGCAUCUAUUUCCGUAGGUGAGGUUAGUUCUCCCUCACAAAAAAAUAAUGUUUAUAAAAAUUGCUGUGAUUUGAUUCAUCUUGGCAUCUUCAUGAAAGACUCCAUAGAUUGCACAAUUGAUAAAGAUGCUGAUCUUAAUAUAAUUAACCAUACACUUGACUUUUAUAUAAUUGAUUUUAUCAAUGGUAUUUAUUUAUUUUACGUUGGCCAAGUUCUAGUUCCGUCAUCAAUGAAAGAAAUGCUAAUCUUUGUUGAUCAAAUAGAAAUGCUUUUGAACGUACAAGAGAUUUUUAAAAAAUCUUUUGAUACUUUAUAUGAUAAGAUUUGUAACCCGAGUAUACUAUCAGCAAAGGCAAUGUAUAAACGUGAUACUCUUAGCACACCUAAAUUCAAUUGGAUUCCUUGGUGGCUUUGGUAG
This is a messenger RNA of Funneliformis geosporum, 1458 nucleotides long. The record is from the annotation of a GenBank genome assembly. NCBI's taxonomy places the organism in Eukaryota, Fungi, Glomeromycota, Glomeromycetes, Glomerales, Glomeraceae.